Molecule: messenger RNA, 2652 nt
Organism: Budorcas taxicolor (takin)
Lineage: Eukaryota; Metazoa; Chordata; Mammalia; Artiodactyla; Bovidae
Gene: CDH1
Product: cadherin 1
Exons: 16
Coding region: 1-2652 (883 amino acids)
Biological process (GO): multicellular organism development; homophilic cell-cell adhesion; cell morphogenesis
Cellular component (GO): plasma membrane; adherens junction; catenin complex
Molecular function (GO): calcium ion binding; cadherin binding
Source: RefSeq, a predicted model, not a curated record
AUGGGCCCUCGGUGCCGCAACCUCUCUGCGCUCCUGCUGCUGCUGCAGGUCUCAUCGUGGCUCUGCCAGGAGCCGGAGCCCUGCGUUCCUGGCUUUGGCGCUGAGAGUUACACGUUCACCGUGCCCCGGCGGAACUUGGAGAGAGGGCGAGUCCUGGGCAGAGUGAGUUUUGAAGGAUGUGCUGGCCUACCAAGGACAGUCUAUGUUUCUGACGACACCCGAUUCAAAGUGCACACAGAUGGCCUGGUUACAGUCAAACGGCCUGUACACCUUCAUCGUCCAGAGCUAAGUUUUCUUGUCCAUGCCUGGGACUCCACCCACAGGAAGCUCUCCACCAAAGUGACACUGACGGUAUCAGCGCACCACCAUCACCACCACCGUCAUCAUGACUCUCUCUCUGGAACCCAGACGGAAGUGCUCACAUUUCCUGGCUCCCACCAUGGUCUCCGGAGACAGAAGAGAGACUGGGUCAUUCCUCCCAUCAGCUGCCCAGAAAAUGAGAAAGGCCCAUUUCCUAAGUCGCUGGUCCAGAUCAAAUCUAACAAGGAGAAAGAAACCCAAGUUUUCUACAGCAUCACUGGCCAAGGAGCUGACACACCCCCUGUCGGUGUUUUUAUUAUUGAAAGAGAAACAGGAUGGUUAAAAGUGACACAGCCUCUGGAUAGAGAACACAUUGCCAAGUACAUUCUCUUCUCUCAUGCUGUGUCUUCCAAUGGACAAGCCAUUGAAGAGCCUAUGGAGAUCGUGAUCACGGUGACCGAUCAGAAUGACAACAAGCCCCAGUUCACCCAGGAGGUCUUCAAGGGGUCUGUCCUGGAAGGCGCUCUUCCAGGAACCUCUGUGAUGCAGGUCACGGCCACAGAUAUAGAUGACGACGUAAACACCCACAAUGCUGCCAUCGGUUACAAAAUCCUAGCCCAAGAGCCCAUGCUGCCGCACAACAAAAUGUUCACCAUCAACAAGGAAACAGGCGUCAUCAGUGUGCUCACCACCGGGCUGGACCGUGAGAGUUUUCCCACAUACACCCUGAUGGUCCAAGCAGCAGACCUUAAUGGCGAAGGCUUGAGCACAACUGCAACGGCCGUGAUCACAGUCCUGGAUGCCAAUGAUAAUGCUCCCAGAUUCGACCCGACCACGUACAUGGGGUCAGUGCCUGAGAACGAGGCUAACGUGGCCAUCACCACACUCACAGUGACCGAUGCCGACGUUCCCAACACCCCGGCAUGGGAGGCUGUUUACACAGUAUUAAACGAUAACGAGAAGCAAUUUAUCGUCAUCACAGACCCAGUCACCAAUGAAGGCACUCUGAAAACAGCUAAGGGCUUGGAUUUCGAGGUCAAGCAGCAGUACAUCCUGUACGUGGCAGUGACUAAUGUGGCCCCCUUUGAAGUCACUCUCCCCACUUCCACAGCCACUGUCACUGUGGAUGUGAUCGAUGUGAAUGAAGCCCCCAUCUUUGUGCCUCCUCAAAAGAAAGUGGAAGUGCCCGAGGACUUUGGCGUGGGCCUGGAGAUCACAUCCUAUACCGCCCGGGAGCCAGACACAUUUAUGGAACAGAAGAUCACAUAUCGGAUUUGGAGGGACGCUGCCAACUGGCUGGAGAUUAAUCCGGAAACGGGUGUCAUUUCCACUCGGGCUGAGUUGGACAGAGAGGAUGUCGAGCAUGUGAGGAACAGCACGUACACGGCGCUCAUCACAGCCACUGACGAUGGUUCUCCACCUGCCACUGGGACAGGCACCCUGCUCCUGUUCCUCGAUGAUGUGAAUGACAAUGGCCCCGUACCAGAACCCCGGGCCAUGGACUUCUGCCAGAGGAAUCCCGAGCCUCAUAUCAUCAACAUCAUGGAUCCUGAUCUCCCCCCGAACACCUCCCCCUUCACAGCAGAACUGACACAUGGGGCGAGUGUCAACUGGACCAUUGAGUACAAUGACCAAGAACGUGAGUCUCUGAUUUUGAAGCCAAAGAAAACCUUAGAGGUGGGUGACCACAAAAUCAAUCUCAAGCUCAUGGACAACCAGAACAAAGACCAGGUGACUACACUUGAUGUGCACGUGUGUGACUGUGAUGGGAUCGUCAGCAACUGCAGGAGGGCCACGGCCUAUGCCGAAGCAGGAUUGCAAGUUCCCGCCAUCCUGGGGAUCCUCGGAGGCGUCCUUGCUUUUCUGAUCCUUAUUCUGCUGCUUCUACUACUUGUUCGGAGGAGAAGGGUGGUCAAAGAGCCCUUACUGCCCCCAGAAGAUGACACCCGGGACAAUGUGUAUUACUAUGAUGAAGAAGGAGGUGGAGAAGAAGACCAGGACUUUGACUUGAGCCAGUUACAUAGGGGCCUGGAUGCUCGUCCUGAAGUGACUCGCAAUGACGUGGCACCAACCCUCAUGAGUGUGCCCCAGUACCGACCCCGCCCUGCCAAUCCUGAUGAAAUUGGAAACUUUAUUGAUGAAAACCUGAAGGCAGCUGAUAGUGACCCCACUGCCCCACCCUAUGACUCUCUGCUGGUGUUUGAUUAUGAAGGAAGUGGUUCCGAAGCUGCUAGUCUGAGCUCCCUGAACUCCUCAGAGUCAGACCAAGACCAGGACUAUGACUACCUGAAUGAAUGGGGCAAUCGCUUCAAGAAGCUGGCGGACAUGUAUGGAGGCGGCGAGGAUGACUAA